This is a messenger RNA of Neoarius graeffei (lesser salmon catfish), 5564 nucleotides long. It is a transcript of the gene nsd2, whose product is annotated as nuclear receptor binding SET domain protein 2. The transcript has 25 exons. The record is from RefSeq and is a predicted model, not a curated record. Bases 492 to 4937 code for a protein of 1481 amino acids. Gene Ontology annotation, molecular function: histone H3K36 methyltransferase activity; protein binding. Gene Ontology annotation, cellular component: chromatin; nucleus. NCBI's taxonomy places the organism in Eukaryota, Metazoa, Chordata, Actinopteri, Siluriformes, Ariidae. Gene Ontology annotation, biological process: regulation of DNA-templated transcription.
UGGUGAGGAUACCGUCCAGUUUGUUCAUUUCUGUUGGCGGCCUGUUUCACUCACUGAUCGCUGGAGUUGUUUUGACGAAACGAAAGAAAGAAGUUACAUUGGAAUGUUAAUUAUUUAUCGUGAGUUUAAAUCUCUGUAUUUUUGCGCGGGCAUUUGUUCAUGUUUAUUGUUUUUUGAAGAUGCUGUGUUGCAACGGAGAGCGGAACACAUUUGAAAAGGCCGGGUGAGCUAAGCAGCUGCCGCCAGCCAAUCGGAAACUGAAAAGGGAAGCCAUCUUUACAGGCCAGAUCCCCAUUUCAUUGAGCAUGGGCACUCUGAGUAAAUGGUGCUAGUGAUUGUGCUGAACUGGCAGUAUUUUACACGUGAGCGUGCACACAUGGUCAAGUCGUUUCUCAGUAAGAUGAGGUUUUUUGUUUUUUUUUCUUCAUACUGAGAUGCACUGGCAGUUCAGUUCAUAUGCUGCAGAGGCUACAGAUCACUGAGUGGCACCAAUGGACAGUAAGGGAGGAUCUCUACCUGCAAUGCCUGAGCCAAAGACCCCCACCAGUAUGAAACAGUUAUCAGAUUCACCAUGUGGAUGUAAGGGACGGGGUGAUGGAAGCACAGAUCCUGCUCUUCUAAUGGAUAAAGCUGCUACUCAGCUAGCAGCCACGCCCCAUGAUGGUGUUUUGCAGAAGAUGGGAAACCAUAACCACACUCACGAGCAUCUGAAGGAUCUGACGUCUCGGUUCUUCAAUGGUGAUCAGGAGACGAUGUCAAAGUUCUGUACUUCUCCUACUGGAUCACCCCUCCUAAAAGCGGUAGAGUCUGGACCUCAGCAUGGCAGCCCGCAAAGGAAGCCUGACUCCUCCCCUGAGCUCACACUCAAAAUAACCAAACAUUUGCCCAAUGGAAAAUCGCCACCGUCAAGCAGGUAUGAAGUUAGCUAUGGAGAAGAUGGCGCAGAGGAAACAAACGCAGCUUUAAGUUUAGCAGAAGGCAUGCUGGCUCCUGCAAAUGCUUCAAACGAAGGAUGCAAGUUGAGGGGACCAGUGAAAAAAGUGGCACCAAGCAGACGGCACUCCGUCGACCCUGCUGUUAAUGACUCUGAGAAAUCGCCUCUCGUUCACAUUAAUGUAGAACCAUGUGACAAGUCCAGAGAGUCAUAUGACCUUGACUCAGAUGGUUUGACUUCUGAAUCCAAUGAUGCUACUGUUAUUGAUGUACCUACCUGUGUAACUUCAAAUGGCAUGCCUGUAUUGGUUGCUGAGGAGGAUACUGGUGUUCAGGGUGUGGGCGAUGAGACAUUACGAGCAGAGGAGCAACCACACGUGCAGUUUUCUGUGGGAGAUAUUGUCUGGGCUAAAGUGUUUGGAUACCCAUGGUGGCCUUGUAUGAUCACUGCAGACCCAGAGUUCAACCUUCAUUUCAGACAGAAAGCAAACAAUUGCAGAGGAUUAUUGUACCAUCUACAGUAUUUUAGUGACACACCAGAGAGAGGAUAUGUUGCUGGAAAGAACUUGGUCAUUUUCUCUGAGAAAGAACAAUACCAGACCCUUUGCCGUGGAAAUAAACAGCCCACUCUCCACUCUGAUAGCAAGAAGCUGUCUAUCCCACGUAAAGUGCGGAUACCGUGGGAUACAGGUAUCUCCCAGGCAACAGAGGCAGUAGCUUUACCUGUAGAGGAGCGCCUAGCCAAGUUCAGCUUCACCUAUGAGGGUAGUCAGCCGCAUUUCAACUCUCGUAUUCUGCAAGAACUUCAGUGCAAACAGAACCAGCAACAGCGGCGUCAUAAAGAGUUCCCAGAAACAGCUAGCCUCACUCCACCCGACUCUACUCAGUCCAGCCCCAUCACUGUACAAACACUGAGCAACCCUCUUACUACCCCCCUUCCCACCAACAGCAGCACUUCAGCAGGGAAAAUGCCCCUAGCUACUAAAGCACCUAAAGCCCCAGUUAUCAGGGGGCAAUGGAGCCAAAAGGAGCGAAUUCCUCUUUACAAAAAGAGAAAGGAAGUUGUUCCUGUUGUAGUUCUCCCUCACAUUGACACUGUUGUACAGGAUAUGUCCAUUGCUGCCGAUAAACUUGAGACCAAUAUGGUGAAAAUGAAUAAAUCUGGAAUAUUCAUGAAAAAGUCAUCACUGAAACAGGCUGUCCUAUUUGCUGAAAUUGACCCUCAAUUGAAAGCAUCCCAGAAGAAACAGAGAAAACUCAAACAGAAGUUUCCAGCUGCUCCAAACUCCCUGAAAAGGAAGAAAAUUAAGGCAUCUGCUAUUAUUGCUGAAAGACUAAACACAGAAUUACUAAAGCCAGUGGUUUUGGACACUGAAGUUUGCAAGAUGAAGAGAAAACUAAAAAAGGACAAGGCAGAUGCUGUCUCUAAAGUUAUGAAGGCGGCCUCGAAGCGUGCACUUGAAGAGCUAAAUGUGGAUGAGGAAUCUCAACCCAGGAAAAAGGCCAGGCUCGGGGAAGGUUUAAAAUGGCACAAGACGCUAAAGACGCCUGAGCCACCCAUUAGUGUACAAAAGAGAAAGAGGCAAAAACCUGCCAUCACUGAGAAAAGAAAGAGACCCAAAACACCAGUCUCUGUGGAGGCGCCUCAAAAUAAGGGAAGAUGGGUUAGGAAGAAAAAGCAGGGCCCUAGCAGCCAGUUGCUGUCAGUUUCAUCCAAGAAGCACAGUCCAUCAACCCAGAUUUCUUAUCAGGAGAGACCGGAUUCUCCCACUGAUGAAGCCCAUUCGACCAGGAAGGCAGAGCGUACAGUCAGUAAUAAAAAGGAGUGUGUGUGUCAGGUUUGUGAAAAGACAAGUGAGGACCUGGUGACGUGUGAAGGACAAUGCUAUGGUUCAUACCACCUGCAGUGUAUGAGUUUAGACCAGCCAACAGAUAAGGUGCUCUGCCCUGCCUGCCGCACAGGAGUGCAUGCAUGUUUCAUUUGUAAGAAGUCUGAAGGGGAGGUGAAGCGCUGCAGCGUCCUACACUGUGGUCGAUUCUACCAUGAGGCAUGCUUGCGGUUAAGUGCUUUAACUGUUUUUGAUAACCGAGGAUUCCGCUGCCCACUACACACUUGCCUCACCUGUCACUGCAGUGGCCGUGGCACAGCAAAAGCCACCAAAGGGAAAAUGAUUCGCUGUCUGCGCUGCCCAGUAGCAUACCACACUGGAGACCUGUGCAUAGCAGCAGGAAGUGAGGUUCUGACGCCUGCUACUAUGUUAUGUACCAACCACUUCAGCCCUAAGAAAGGCUGCAGGCAUCAUACACAUGUCAAUGUCAGCUGGUGUUUCAUCUGCUCCAAUGGUGGCAGCCUUCUGUGCUGUGAAUCAUGUCCAGCUGCCUUUCACCCUGACUGUCUAAAUAUCACUAUGCCUGAUGGUAGCUGGUUCUGUUAUGACUGCCGCUCAGGCAAGAAGCCUAAGUACAGAGACAUCAUCUGGGUCAAACUGGGCAAUUACAGAUGGUGGCCAGCAGAAAUCCGUCAUCCCAGGAAUAUCCCUACGAAUAUUCAGCACCUACGUCAUGAGAUUGGAGAGUUUCCUGUUUACUUUUUUGGAUCAAAAGAUUACUACUGGACCCACCAGGGCCGUGUGUUCCCUUAUAUGGAGGGAGAUAGGGCAAGCAGAAACCAGAAGACUGGCAUUGGGAAGGUCUUCAAGAAUGCUGUGCUGGAGGCUGAAGCUCGGUUUAACCAGAUCAAAAUGGAGAGAGAAGCUAAAGAAGCUCAGGAGAACAACAGGAAACCUCCUCCAUACAAAUAUAUCAAGGUCAACAAACCGGUCGGGCGUGUCCAGAUUUACACGGCUGACAUCUCUGAGAUCCCGAAGUGCAACUGUAAGCCAAGUGAUGAGCGGCCAUGCAGCUUUGAAUCGGAGUGUCUGAACCGCAUGCUGCUGUAUGAGUGUCACCCUCAGGUGUGUCCAGCUGGAGACCGCUGCAUGAACCAGGACUUCACCAAGCGCCUCUACCCUGAGACCAAGAUUAUCCGCACAGCUGGCAAGGGCUGGGGUCUCGUUUCUCUCCGAGACAUCAAGAAGGGGGAGUUUGUGAAUGAGUAUGUGGGGGAGUUAAUCGAUGAGGAGGAGUGCAGAGCCAGGAUCAAAUACGCCCAGGAAAAUGACAUCACACAUUUCUACAUGCUCACCAUUGACAAGGACCGGAUCAUUGAUGCAGGCCCUAAAGGGAACUACUCCCGCUUCAUGAACCACAGCUGCCAGCCCAACUGUGAGACUCAGAAGUGGACAGUGAAUGGAGAUACGCGUGUGGGCCUGUUCGCUGUGUGUGACAUUCCAGCAGGUACAGAGUUGACUUUUAAUUAUAAUCUGGACUGUCUCGGGAAUGAGAAGACUGUCUGUCGCUGUGAUGCACCUAACUGCAGUGGCUUCCUAGGAGAUAGACCCAAGAUAACCCCCACUUCAGAGCCUAAAGCCAAGCUACAGAAGAAGAAACCUAGGAGGCGGCGUGCUCGAAGUGAAGGGAAGAAGCAAUCUGAGGAUGAGUGUUUCCGCUGUGGCGAUGGAGGACAGUUGGUUUUGUGUGACCGUAAGGGCUGCACUAAAGCUUACCACUUGUCUUGCCUGGAUCGAACCAAGAGACCAUUCGGUCGUUGGGAUUGCCCCUGGCACCACUGUGACGUGUGUGGCAAACCAUCCGAUGCUUUCUGCCAGCUGUGUCCCAACUCCUUCUGUAAGACCCAUGAGGAGGGCACACUGCGACCACACCCUAUCAGCAGCCAGCUGUGCUGCCAAGAGCACGAUGACUCAGACUUGCAGUCCACAGCAGUGGUCACUCAGAAGUCCAUCACCACUAAACCUGCCAAACGCGGCCGCAAACCUGGAGCCCGGAGCAGCACUGACCCUGCAGCUAAGAAGUGCUCCAGGAAGCUUUGGACCAAGCAACAGAAGGGUCGAGCUGGUGAAAGUGUUCCUCCUCCCUCACCCCUUCCCUCCGUGCCCUACCCAUGAUUCAGUGGUAUUGAUAUGAACAUGACUGUUCUCCCAAACUGAAAGCACUGUGUCUGAUCAGGGAAGUAUCUGAACACUGUAGAGCUCAGUGAAGCUGCCACAUCAGGUUCCACCCCCUCACUCAACCUCUCGCUCAGAACAGAGCGCGGGAGCCGCCACACCAAACAGCCUCAUUACUACACAGCAUUAUGGAGGCCAAACUUGAAUUUUUUACACCCGUUUUAAUCUUUCACAUAGAUCGUUUGUUUUAUUUUUUAACAGUAGAUAUGUAUAUGGAAAUGUAUAUGAAAGACCAAAAUUAUAAUACUGGAAUUACUGAUAGUAACAGAUUGUCAGUGUGUAGGUUUUUUUUGUUUUGUUUUGUUUUUUAAGAACCAAUUGUACCGUUAAAUGUAAGACACUAUGGAUAGCCCUUGAAUUGUUUUUAUAGUUAAUAGAGUGCGUUUAACUAUAGAGCAGCAGAGUUUUAGCACAUUUUUGUUAGCUCAUUUUUUUGAGUUUAUGUAACAUGCUAGAAUGUUAAAUGAGUCUCUGCAAAAUCUACCUAUUCAGAGUUUAAAAAAGGCACAGUAAAUUGAGUCAGGGGGCUUUUUGAGAGGUUUGGGUGAAAUAAAGCUUUUAACAAUA